Messenger RNA from Mytilus trossulus (common blue mussel), 1988 nucleotides. Its product is annotated as glycosaminoglycan xylosylkinase-like. Gene Ontology annotation, molecular function: phosphotransferase activity, alcohol group as acceptor. The record is from RefSeq and is a predicted model, not a curated record. The transcript is spliced from 10 exons. The coding region runs from base 215 to 1450 and encodes 411 amino acids. Gene Ontology annotation, biological process: protein phosphorylation. Lineage: Eukaryota; Metazoa; Mollusca; Bivalvia; Mytilida; Mytilidae. Gene Ontology annotation, cellular component: Golgi apparatus.
UUGACCUGAAUUACUGUCAAACUGAUUAUUUCUGAUUCACCAGCCUUAGAGGAGUAAAUUUAUUGAUUUGGAGUUGUAAUACAAUACUAUUGACUAAGUGGAUGUUUGUUGUGUUUCACGCUUCAGUCUAAUGGUUAGCCAGGGUUGAUGCAAGUUACAGCAAUGAUCAAAAGAAGCUCAUGCAUAGGAUUUAUUGAACAGCAGUAUACAGGAUAUGAAGUUAAAAUGGAAAAUUAUAGUUUUGUUCAAUAUUUUCUUCAUCUUUUUUGUUUCAUUUAAAAUCUUACAACCUGAAGAUGAAGAUGUAUGGGGAGAUAACCCAUUACCUUCUUCAGCGUCUAGGGAAGGGAGACAACUGGUGAAGAUUUUGGAGGAGAAAUACAUGUUAAGAUCAGAAUAUUGUCAAGCUGAUGAUGAUCCAUGGAAGAUUGCAGCUGAUUGGGUUAAACCUAGAGAGAUUAUUCCUGAAAAUGCUCCAAAACUAGGUUGUGUAUUGCAUUCCUUGAAAAGUGGGAAGAUUUUAUCUGCAGAUGUUGGUUAUAAAGGUACACAACUUAAGUUAACAUUGCAGUUAGAAGGUGGACAGAGAGUAAUAUUUAAACCAAAAUGGUUUGAAAGAGAUUUUGUUCAAGAAACUAUAAUUUCUGGUGGAGAUAGACAUAAUGGGGAAAUAGCUACAUUCCAUCUUGGCAGGCUCCUUGAACUGAGAAGAACACCUAUAGCAGUUGGCAGAAAAAUCAAUUUGAAAACUGAAAUCAUUCCAGUAGCUUCUGAUAGAUUACUAAAGACAUUCUUUACAAAAGGUAGAAAUCAGUGUUUUUAUGGUAAAUGUUUGUAUUGUAAAGAUGAAUCCACUGGAGUAUGUGCUGAUGGAGAUAUUUUAGAGGGUGUCGUUAUACUGUGGCUGCCAAAUAGAUAUCCACUGAAAGUGUAUCGUAGCCCUUGGCUUAGAUCUUAUAAACCUGGAGUGACUAAAAGGUGGCAGAGUGACAAGGAUUUUUGUAAGGAUGUGAUAAUGAAAGAGCCGUAUAAUUCUGGAUCAAUGUUAAUGGACCUAGUAGAUGCUACUAUAGUAGACUAUUUAAUAGGCAAUGCAGACAGACAUCAUUAUGAAACAUUGGGGACACAAAGCGAUAGUAUGGUGCUCAUUUUGGACAAUGGAAAGAGUUUUGGAAAUCCAGACUAUGAUGAAUACACUAUACUGGCCCCACUUUAUCAGUGCUGCAAAAUUCGAGAAUCCACAUGGCAGACAUUGCUUAUGCUUCGUAAUACUGUACUCAGCCAGACAUUACAGACACUGUUAAGUCAGGAUUCUCUAGAACCUGUUCUUCAUGACAAAUACUACGCAGCUUUAGACAGAAGACUAGAGAGAAUCUUACUGGAGGUCAAUGAAUGUAUUGUCGCUAAAGGCUUACAGCAAGUAAUAACAGAUACCAGUACACAUUCAUAGCAUGCAAUGAUAUCCAGUGAUCAAACAGUCAAGGCAGCAUUAUAUGACAUGACUUUAUAACAUGUUAAACAAUCUCUGAUGUCAAAGAGUCUUCCAAUCCUUCAAAAUGUAGGGCUUUCAGUGUUUAAGAUCAAAAUCAAUGUAUACAAUCAAAUGUGCAAUUAUUUCAUAUUUUUUAUCAUUAGACAAAACCAAACUACACAAUUGAAAUGAUGGGGUGGUUCUCCUACAGUCUCACAGUUCUUUAGGUUUAAAAUGAUAUAAUUCUUUAUUUAAGAAAAUGCCAUAUUUCAGGCAAAUCUUUCUUACUCUAAAAUUAGGAUAUUCCACAAUUUUCUAGAUAAGGAAAUUCCUGUACCAAAAUAAAACUUCAUGGAAAGUUUAAAUGAGAACAUUUUUUUUUAUUUUAUUUUUUUUUUGCCCAAAAUUGCUUACCUUAUCCACAAUUUAACUGGUUUUUUUAUUCUAAAUAUUUUGUAUUGUCUUUGAGUGUACUUUCUGUAAUUUUGUCUCCCUUAAAUCCUUACAAAUAAUAUGU